Talpa occidentalis (Iberian mole) is the source of this 1989-nucleotide messenger RNA. Its product is annotated as polyunsaturated fatty acid (12S)/(13S)-lipoxygenase, epidermal-type-like. The transcript has 14 exons. Gene Ontology annotation, biological process: lipid oxidation; linoleic acid metabolic process. Gene Ontology annotation, cellular component: cytosol; plasma membrane. Gene Ontology annotation, molecular function: protein binding; arachidonate 15-lipoxygenase activity; arachidonate 12(S)-lipoxygenase activity. NCBI's taxonomy places the organism in Eukaryota, Metazoa, Chordata, Mammalia, Eulipotyphla, Talpidae. The coding region runs from base 1 to 1989 and encodes 662 amino acids. The record is from RefSeq and is a predicted model, not a curated record.
AUGGCCAAGUACACGGUCCGCGUGGCCACCGGGGCCUCCCUCUUGGCGGUGCCCGGCAACCGGGUGCAGCUGUGGCUGGUGGGCGAGCACGGGGAAGCCGACGUGGGCAAGCAGCUGCGGCCAGCAAGUGGCAAGGAAACCAAGUUCGAGGUCCAAGUCUCCCAGUACCUGGGGCGCCUCCUGCUGGUGAAGCUGCGCAAGCACAAGGUCCUGCUGGAUCUGGACUGGUUCUGCGAGCGGAUCGCAGUGGAGGGUCCCGGCGCCCGGGGCGAGGCGCUCUUCCCCUGCUACCGCUGGGUGCAGGGCGACGGGGUGGUCAGCUUGCCGGAGGGCACCGCCCGGACCGUGAGCGACGACCCCCAAAACCUGUUUAAGAAACUCCGGGAGGAGGAGCUCGAGGACAGAAGGAGGGUGUACCGGUGGGGCGCCUGGAAAGAUGGGUUAAUUCUGCCUGUCGCGGGGAGCACGCCGUGGGAUCUACCCAGGAACAAGCGGUUCCGCGAGGACAAAGAUUUAGACUUCUCGCUCUCUCUGGCCAAAGUGCUUAGGGACUUGGCGGUCAAGGGAACUCUGGAUAUCACAAAAUGUGCAAACAGCCUGCAAGACUUCGAAAGAAUAUUCCCUCAGGGAAAGACUGCCCUGGCUGAGCGGGUUCGUGAAUGCUGGAAGGAUGACGCCCUCUUUGGGUACCAGUUUCUCAAUGGUGCAAACCCCAUGCUCCUGAGGCGGUCCAAGCGUCUCCCAGCCCGCCUGGUGCUGCCCCCAGGGACAGAAGACUUGAGGACAGAGCUGGAGCGAGAACUCCAGGCUGGAUCUCUGUUUGAGGCUGAUUUUUCCCUGCUGGAAGGGGUCAAGCCUAAUGUCAUCAUUUUUAAGCAACAAUAUGUGACAGCCCCGCUGGUAAUGCUGAAGCUACAGCCUGAUGGAAAACUUUUACCCAUGGUCAUCCAGCUCCAGUCACCUCGUCAUGGAUGCCCCCCACCUAUGCUGUUCCUGCCUUCGGAUCCCCCCAAUGCUUGGCUUCUGGCCAAGACCUGGGUCCGUAGCUCUGAUUUCCAGCUGCACCAGCUACAGUCACAUCUGCUGAGGGGACACCUGAUGGCUGAGGUUAUUGCUGUGGCCACAAUGAGGAGACUGCCCAGCCUGCAUCCUAUCUACAAGCUCCUGAUCCCCCACUUUCGCUACACCAUGGAGAUCAACACCUUGGCCCGGAGUACUCUUGUCUCUGAAUGGGGAAUUUUUGAUCUGGUGGUGAGCACUGGUAGUGGAGGCCAUGUGGACAUUCUCCAGAGAGCCACAGCUGGUCUGACCUAUCGUUCCUUCUGCCCGCCUGAUGACCUGGCUGACCGUGGGCUCUUGGAUGUGAAAUCUUCUUUCUAUGGUCAAGAUGCCCUCAAACUGUGGGGAAUCAUCAACCGGUAUGUGGAGAGGAUGGUUGGUCUUUUCUACAAGAGUGAUGAAGCUGUGAAGGAUGAUCCAGAACUGCAAGCCUGGUGCAGAGAGGUCACUGAGGUUGGACUUCAGGGAGCCCAGGAUCGUGGGUUCCCCAUCUCCUUAGUGUCUCAGGCCCAGCUCUGCCGCUUUGUCUCCAUGUGCAUCUUCACGUGCACUGCCCAGCACGCUUCUGCCCACCUGGGCCAGCUGGAUUGGUACGCCUGGAUCCCUAACGGCCCAUGUACCAUGCGGAAACCCCCUCCCAUCACCAAGGAUGUGACAGAGAAGGACAUAGUGGACUCGCUGCCUAAUCUCCAGCAGGCCCGUAUACAGAAGACCUUCACAAAGUUCCUAGGCAGACGCCAACCUGUCAUGGUAGCCUUGGGGCAGCACAAAGAGGAAUAUUUCUCUGGUCCUGAGCCCCAAGCUGUGCUGAAGCAAUUCCAGGAGGAGCUGGCUGCCAUGGACAAGGAGAUUGAGGUCCGGAAUGCAGGUCUGGACCUGCCCUAUGAGUACCUUCGACCCAGCAUGGUGGAGAACAGUGUGACUAUCUAA